AUGGUCGCGUUCGCUUGCUUUGUUCAGACCGCGCGCUGCUUUGUCCACGCGAAUUUCCUUAUAAGCAUGCCCAAUUGCGAGAUGCCUGUCGCCGUCGUCGAGACUGCCGUCGUACGGGGAAGUAAUUUCUGGGUCGUCGGCCUCAGGUCGCUCUACUUUGCGAUCAGUUUGCUACUUUGGAUCUUCGGCCCCAUACCGAUGUUCGUCGCAUCUCUGAUCACUGUGCUCCUGCUGCAGUAUCUCGACAGGAAUUCUGAACCGUAUCCCGAGUACAAAUCGCGGACAAAGCACGUCGAGACAGUUGCAGAUCGUGCGGAGGAUCGCAGCCCGAACGGGGCAUCGAUUGGUCCGCGACGCUGA
Andrographis paniculata is the source of this 360-nucleotide messenger RNA. RefSeq lists its product as uncharacterized. The coding region runs from base 1 to 360 and encodes 119 amino acids. The record is from RefSeq and is a predicted model, not a curated record. NCBI's taxonomy places the organism in Eukaryota, Viridiplantae, Streptophyta, Magnoliopsida, Lamiales, Acanthaceae. The transcript has a single exon.